AAAUAAAAUAAAAAACCUUAACUGAAUUAAUAAUUCGGGUUAAGGUUAGCUGUUAGUAUCCAAUUCUUAAUGUCCAAACCCAAAUAUGAAAACUCCAUAAGAUACUUACAACGGCGUCGCUUUUGGCAUCGGUUGGAAAAUAGGAAAACCUAUCGGGUAUUGGGGCUUUGGGCAAGAAUUUAUAAAAUCAACGGAAAUCCCUAAUCCAGCCUAGUUUUCUGGAGAUUUUUAUUUGUCUUCUUUUUCUUCAACCAGAAAACCCUGUUCCCCCAAAUUGUUUACGUCUCGUUAGUUUCACUCGUUCGCUUUGAAUCGAAAAUCAUCAAUUAGUCAUGGCAUCCAGAGAUGCGGAUCCUUCACUCGGAUACUUGACCCGUAAAGAUACAGAGGUCAAGCUACCCCGCGCUACCCGAGUCAAAAACAAGACUCCGGCUCCUAUCCAGAUUACAGCCGAACAAAUACUCCGAGAGGCUCGAGAACGACAAGAGGCGGAAAUCCGACCGCCUAAGCAGAAGAUAACCGACACUACAGAACUCGCCGACUAUCGCCUCCGCAAACGCAAGGAAUUCGAAGACCUAAUCCGCCGUGUACGGUGGAAUGUUAGCGUCUGGAUCAAGUAUGCCCAAUGGGAAGAGUCCCAAAAGGACUUCAAUCGAGCGCGGAGCGUAUGGGAGCGCGCUCUGGAAGUCGAUUACCGGAACCACACUUUAUGGCUCAAAUACGCGGAAGUGGAGAUGAAGAACAAGUUCAUCAACCACGCAAGGAAUGUUUGGGACCGUGCCGUCACGCUCCUCCCUCGCGUGGACCAGCUUUGGUACAAGUACAUCCACAUGGAAGAGAUGUUAGGAAACGUCGCUGGAGCCCGCCAGAUUUUCGAACGCUGGAUGUCGUGGAUGCCGGACCAACAGGGCUGGCUUUCCUACAUUAAGUUCGAGCUUCGUUACAACGAAGUCGAUCGUGCGCGUGCAAUUUACGAACGGUUCGUUCAGUGCCAUCCCAAAGUCGGUGCUUGGAUUAAAUUUGCCAAAUUUGAGAUGAAGAACGGGGAGAUUGUACGAGCAAGGAAUGUGUACGAACGUGCGGUAGAGAAGCUGGCGGAUGAAGAAGAUGCGGAGCAGUUAUUCGUUGCCUUUGCUGAGUUUGAGGAACGAUGUAAGGAAACAGAACGAGCUCGUUGUAUUUACAAGUUUGCUCUCGAUCAUAUUCCAAAAGGGAGGGCCGAGGAUUUGUACAGAAAGUUUGUGGCUUUUGAGAAGCAAUAUGGAGAUAAGGAAGGGAUUGAGGAUGCCAUUGUAGGGAAGAGGAGGUUUCAAUAUGAGGAUGAAGUGAGGAAGAAUCCCUUGAAUUAUGAUGCUUGGUUCGAUUAUAUAAGGUUGGAAGAGAGUGUGGGCAGUAAGGAGAGGAUUAGGGAGGUUUAUGAGAGGGCUAUUGCUAAUGUUCCCCCGGCCGAGGAGAAGCGGUAUUGGCAGAGAUAUAUUUACUUGUGGAUUAAUUAUGCUUUGUAUGAGGAGCUUGAUGCUGGAGAUAUAGAUCGGACUAGAGAUGUGUAUAGGGAGUGCCUUAAACUUAUUCCCCAUGAGAAGUUUUCUUUUGCAAAGAUAUGGCUUCUUGCUGCGCAGUUUGAGAUAAGACAACUCAAUCUCAAAGGUGCUCGACAAAUUUUGGGAAAUGCUAUUGGAAAGGCACCUAAGGAUAAGAUCUUUAAGAAGUACAUUGAGAUUGAGCUACAACUUGGUAAUAUUGACCGUUGCCAAAAAUUGUAUGAGAAAUAUCUAGAGUGGGCACCAGAGAACUGCUAUGCAUGGAGUAAAUAUGCUGAGUUAGAAAGAUCAUUGUCUGAAACAGAGAGGGCGAGAGCUAUUUUUGAGCUCGCCAUUACACAACCGGCUUUGGACAUGCCAGAGUUGCUCUGGAAGGCUUAUAUAGAUUUUGAAAUAUCUGAAGGUGAAUAUCAACGAACCAGAGGAUUGUAUGAGAGACUUUUGGAUCGAACAAAGCACUUGAAGGUGUGGAUUAGUUAUGCGAAGUUUGAAGCAUCUGCGGUUGAGGAGAAUGAUGGGGGUUCAAACUUGCCACAAGAUGGAAUCCAGGAAAAUCAUCAUGAAGAAAAGAAGAAAUGCAUUCAGCAUGCUAGAAGAGUCUUUGAGCGAGCUAUUAACUAUUACAGAACAUCAGCACCAGAGUUGAAAGAAGAACGUGCUAUGCUUCUGGAAGAGUGGCUUAACAUGGAAAGCAGUUUUGGUGAGUUUGGCAACAUUAGUCUAGUCCAGUCUAAGUUGCCAAAGAAACUCAAAAAGAGGAAGCAAAUUACAAGUGAAGAUGGUGGUGUUGUCGGGUACGAGGAAUUCAUUGAUUAUGUAUUCCCAGAAGAAAACCAGGCAACGAAUCUCAAGAUUUUAGAAGCUGCAUAUAAAUGGAAAAAACAGAAGAUUUCUUCUGAUGAGGAGUAGGAGGAUAUCAGCAUUGUAACUUUUUUUGUACUUUCAAAUGUAAAUACAAGCAUGCCUGCUUAGCUGCGUAAUUCUAUAUAUAUGGAUUUUGUUGUGCAGUGUCUGUGUUUUGGAAAACAAGCUUUUUAAGGGAAGAAAUCUCUGGAGCCUGUUAUAGGACAAGCAUUAUAUUAUGUGAAAAGAGUUAGCAUUGUUUAAGAAAUUCCUUGUAUGGUUAGCAGAUUCUUGUUACUUUGAAACGAGUGUUUAUUUACCCGGUGGAUAGUUUCCUUUGACAAUCCCCUAGAUUGUUAUUGUUUUGUAGGCAAAUGAAGUCGGAUCUCUUCAGUCUGGUCCAGGAGUCUCGAAAUGUAACUCAAGAACUAACUUGCAUGUAAUAAUGCUGAAAAUUCAAGAAAAAACUAAUUUGCAUGUAAUAAUUCUAAAAAUUUAGGAAAAAACCAAGUUUCUUUAUGAUGAUCCUCAACUAUCAAUUCAUUUUAUCUCUCCAAGUCCAAAUAAUCUAUUUAUAUUUGAUGAUAGUUAAUUUAAACAUAAAAGCUGGUUUA
Molecule: messenger RNA, 2998 nt
Organism: Durio zibethinus
Lineage: Eukaryota; Viridiplantae; Streptophyta; Magnoliopsida; Malvales; Malvaceae
Biological process (GO): mRNA splicing, via spliceosome; spliceosomal complex assembly
Cellular component (GO): U2-type catalytic step 2 spliceosome; precatalytic spliceosome; post-mRNA release spliceosomal complex
Molecular function (GO): protein binding
Source: RefSeq, a predicted model, not a curated record